AUGUCUCAUAUUCUUAUCACAGCCGUCUUAGUCCUUAUCACCAUUCAACCUCUCAUUGAUAAGGAAUGGCCAAUUGACCAAGAUUUUUUUAUUCGGCACAUUGGCCAAAACGAGCACUAUAUGAUGCUCGAUUGCAAGUGUCCAUCGAUUGACCAGCGGAAAAUUUUGAAAGGAUUUGUGGAGGAUCGAAUUGCGGAAAAUAGGGAAGAAGUGCCAAAUUUCACGGACGACGAGCUGCGAAUGCUGCUUUGCACCUGCCCAGUCCGUCUAAAUGGCACAAUGGAGUUGGAAAUCUUCAACCCAAAUAUUUCCUAUUCAGAGAUUUAA
This is a messenger RNA of Caenorhabditis briggsae, 327 nucleotides long. Bases 1 to 327 code for a protein of 108 amino acids. The transcript has 2 exons. The record is from RefSeq and is a predicted model, not a curated record. NCBI's taxonomy places the organism in Eukaryota, Metazoa, Nematoda, Chromadorea, Rhabditida, Rhabditidae.